AUGCAACAAGAAACCGAAAGUUGUGUUUUGGACGAAGAUCCAUUGGUGGUAAACAAUGAAAAAAGCGAAAACAAAUCGUCCCACGUGAGAGCUAUUUACCCAAGCAAGGAUCUAAAUAGAUAUAUAGUGGACAAGUUCCAUCAACCUACAGCCAAAUCAAAGGCCGCUCCUUUUGAAGCCAUCGAUCUUUCUAUCUAUAAACCUUCAGCUAGAUGCCUUGCUUUCUCGACAUCUGAAGAUCGCCUGUUAUUAUGGAUUGUAGCUUUCCAAUUUCGCUAUUAUGAAAUAACCGGAAAUGGAACCGAUUAUACUGUGAUAUGGGAAGAGCAAGACAACCCAAGCUCAACCUCGAAGUGCGAUAAAAUCUGUAUUCAUCUUUCAAUGAAUACAUCCACUGGCGAAGAAAAAUUGGUAACCAUUACAGUUUUUGGUACAACUGGGAGGAUCCUCGUGCAAGGGAAAAAAUAUGAUGAAUGGAGCAAAUUCGAAUUUCCGGUGAUUCUGAAAAUUGUCAACACUCUCAGCGAUCUUCAACCUCUCUCUUCACUCUCUUCAGUUGGAGAUGUUUCUCUCUUUGGAGCCUCGCUUCAAAACUUUUUUCCGAAUUUCAUAACAUUUGUCAGAGAUGAUGACAUCCCAUCAUCAAAUAAUUUGGACGCCGAACUUCCCUCAACAACCAAACCGGAAGCUUUAUCGCCAACUGAAACACUAACAAUCUCGCCAACCCGUUUAAAGACAAUCUCAUCCAUGCGAGACACACUCGGGCAGCUAGAGGCAGAUUUUACAGAAUUUCAUAUGACCACUACCGGGGAUUUGGAACAGCUAAAAGACAAAACCGUUAAACAAGAUCACUUAAUUAAGCUACAAAAACAAUCAUCUGACGAUCUACUCAAUGAUUUUUCCUCGCAGAUUACAUCACUCCAAAAAAUAGUCUCUCAACAAUCAAGCAUCAUUAAAAAAUUGCAAAGUGAAAACCAGAUCCUCCACAAGAAACACGUACAAAUUGACAAAGCAAAUCAGGCCCUGCAAGAAUCACAAAAUAAUCUGAUGACAGAAAUUCAUUUCCUUAAAGAACAAAUGACAGCGCUUUGGCAAAACUCGAAGGAACCUGACCCCCCCAGCCCUUCCUCACAACCCGAGUCUUCUUGCUCCGAAAACACCACUGACAGCGAACAAAAAAACACGGACUAUGAGGCAUCUCGACUACCCAUCACAGCUCAAAAGCUUACAGUAAAUAUUCCCACGAAAAACAGGUUUUCGCUGCUCCAGAAUUGUGACACAUCUGACAGCUUAUCCAACACACAGCAAGAAAUUGACCCGGAGACAAACACAGAAAAUAUGACUCCACCUACUCCACAAGACAUUACGCCACCUCCAAUCCAAGCAUCUGUAAACAAUAAAGCCGUUUUUCUGUGCGAUUCGAAUGGAAAAUUUAUCGACAAAAGAAAGCUUUUUCAGCCAACACAAGAUUUCACAUUCUUUAGAUGUCCCAAAAUUGAACACGCAAGGGCUAUUUUACAAGAUGAAAUUGGUAAAGAAUCGGCUGGACAUCCUCAAUUAAUCAUAAUCCACACCGGAACAAAUGAUCUUACUACAACCACGCCAAUAGACGACUUCAUCUCUGAUAUAUCUGUAUUAAUCACUCAAGCAUCUACAAAGUUCCCAAAGAGCAAAAUCGUCUAUUCAACUCUCUUGCCGCGAACUGACAUUCCCCUGCAUACUCUAUCCAAAAUAAACACAAACCUUAUUGACCGCUGCUCAAAACUACCAAACGUCCAUCUAGUCAAUCAUGAAAAUAUCUACUCCAAGGGAACUGAACUGUUGCAUGACAGAAAACAUCUUAAAAAAAGACACCUUGGUUUGUUCGCAGCAAACUUAAAAGCAACCAUUCGUGGUAGAGGAAAACCACCUCGCGCCAACUCCAGCCAAUUGUACCGAUCCUCACUCUCUUCGUCGCACACGUUUCACACUAGCCCUUCGGAAGGCUACCCUCCCUCCAGCAAUGGUGUUAGGAACAUACACAGCCAAGUCCACCAAACUUCACGGCAGCAACAACCUUUACCUUCCCGUUUCCCAUAUACAACUUCCUCGGGUGAUGCCUCUUAUAGUAAUGCUGUUAAAAACGGUCACAACACCUACAACAUUCCGCGAGCACCGCAACAGCAACAGAACUUUCCGCUGCAACACUACAAU
This is a messenger RNA of Porites evermanni, 2193 nucleotides long. The record is from the annotation of a GenBank genome assembly. NCBI's taxonomy places the organism in Eukaryota, Metazoa, Cnidaria, Anthozoa, Scleractinia, Poritidae.